AUGUCCCGACUGACUCCCCAACACCUCUCAACGAUUCGGUCCUACCUCCGCCAUCUGAGCCAGUUCCCAGACCCAAUAACACGGGCGUAUCUCUUGAACUUGCUACAUCAACGUUGUCGAAGACCUCAUGGUUCAGAUCCUCAAAGGCUGGAAAAACGAAUCGAGAAGACAAAACAUUUCAUUGAAAGCGUUCGACUCAAGAUAGCUGCCGCAAACUCGGGCCAUGUGAACGUAUACGAGACUUUACUAAAAGAAGCGUUUGCACGAGUUGGAGAGAGACGGAAGGAAUUCAUGCAACCAUACUUGGAAAUGGUUCCAGGGAUCGCCAAAGAAGACCUACCGUAUCCAUCGUCCGAGUUCCCGACCUAUUCGCCAGCUCUGGUGGCUCUGCUCAGCUGUCCAGAUGCAUAUCCGGGACGAGGACGGCCGUCGAUUGGCGACUUGCAAUCGAUCCCUCCAGGCACGCUGAUCACCAAUACCUGGUCCGACCUUCCUCCCGACCUGCAAUCGCCCGCACCACCCAAGGCAGCACACAUGGGAAUGCUACAUGAAGCCAGACAGAUCAACAAACGGCGCUGGCUACGUGACCGCUGGUUGGCCGGUCUAAUUGGCCCACCUCUCGCAGUCCCCCCUGAACUCGAAAGCUCACUACCUCCCAAGAUCCUCGAACAAUCCGCAAAGAUGCUCUCCCAGUUAAAAAGCCGAGCUGCCGAUGUCGGCCCUGCUGGUUCCCCGCGCUAUGCCUCCGGUCCAAAACAGAAACCCAAGUCGACAUUGGCUGAGACACCCAGAUCCAUCCCCACGCCUCUCAUCCGAAUCCCCCCUCAAAUCCCCAAGUCACAUCCCCUGAGCCCAACACCGACCUUUCCCGAGGCCCGCGAAAACUGA
This is a messenger RNA of Puccinia graminis f. sp. tritici CRL 75-36-700-3, 888 nucleotides long. RefSeq lists its product as uncharacterized. The record is from RefSeq and is a predicted model, not a curated record. Bases 1 to 888 code for a protein of 295 amino acids. The transcript is spliced from 5 exons. NCBI's taxonomy places the organism in Eukaryota, Fungi, Basidiomycota, Pucciniomycetes, Pucciniales, Pucciniaceae.